AUGGGAGUAACCCCUUUCCACCACUCCAUCCUUAAGCUCCGGCUGCCAAAACAUUUUGACAAGCCAACGUACAUGAGAUAUGAUGACACCCAAGAUCCUUCAGAAUAUAUAACAGCCUUUGAGGCCAGGAUAAAUCUAGAGGGUGUAGGUGACGAGGUGAGGUGUGGCGCUUUCCCUUUGACCCUGACAGGACCGGCGAUUCGAUGGUUCAAUGUGCUCCUACAUGGGUUCGUAACGACCUUCACGGACAUAACGUGCAACUUUCUAGCACAAUUCACCACGCGCAUUGCCAAAGCCAAGCACCUGAUUAACCUCCUAGGGGUUACCCAAAGAAAUGGGGAGCCGACUAGGAAGUACCUUGACAGAUUCAACGACAAAUGCCUGAAUAUUGAUGGUUUGACCGACUCGACGGCUAGCCUAUGUCUAACAAACAGGCUGUCAAAAGAAGACUUCAGAAAAUACCUCACCACCAAUCCUGUAUGGACCAUGCAAGAGAUCCAGAACCUGGCAGGCAAAUAUAUCAAUGAUGAGGAGGUCAGCCAGGUGGUGGCAGCCAACAAACGGAAACCUGCCAACCCUCAUCCCCGUCAAUCCGAUAACAGGAAAAGGCCAAAGGAUCCCUCCAAGGAUAGAGGAGUGACUAAACCAUUCAAGCCCUUUCUGCCAGUCAGAAAGUUCACAAACUAUACCCCUCUGACAGCCCCGAUAGUUGAGGUCUACCAACAAAUAUCCGACAAGGGCAUCUUGUCAAAACCCCGCCAACUCAAAGACAGAAUCGGUGGGAACAAGAGUCUCUACUGGGACUACCAUAAAGGCUUCGGCCACAAAACCCAGAACUCCUUCGAUUAA
Messenger RNA from Arachis duranensis, 849 nucleotides. RefSeq lists its product as uncharacterized. The transcript has a single exon. Lineage: Eukaryota; Viridiplantae; Streptophyta; Magnoliopsida; Fabales; Fabaceae. The coding region runs from base 1 to 849 and encodes 282 amino acids. The record is from RefSeq and is a predicted model, not a curated record.